Messenger RNA from Rhinichthys klamathensis goyatoka, 1149 nucleotides. RefSeq names its product fibronectin type III and ankyrin repeat domains 1 (gene fank1). Bases 1 to 1119 code for a protein of 372 amino acids. NCBI's taxonomy places the organism in Eukaryota, Metazoa, Chordata, Actinopteri, Cypriniformes, Leuciscidae. The transcript has 12 exons. Gene Ontology annotation, molecular function: protein binding. Gene Ontology annotation, biological process: regulation of apoptotic process. The record is from RefSeq and is a predicted model, not a curated record. Gene Ontology annotation, cellular component: nucleus.
AUGAUCACACAGAUACAUACACAACCACAGGUGAAUGAGAUGUUCCACACACUUCACUUGUGUUGCUAUAGCAACAGUAACAUACAACAAGCAAUACAGCCUUUAAAAAUAACCACCUGGAUCGAUUUAUUUAUUGAUUUGCCAAUGGAUCCUGCAGGUGGGGUUCUGACCGCAGGACAGGUGAGUCAUCACAGCAUUGAGCUCAUCUGGACGAGAUGGAGAGACCCACCGGACCACUGGACCUGCUUCAUCCUCGAACAGAAGAACGCCAGAAAACACUCGUAUAAAGAGAUACACAAGGGAUUCAACACAAGCUUCACGGUGGAGAAUCUCGAACCGAAAACCACUUACACAUUCAGACUGAAGGUCACGUGGCCGUCGGGUCAGCAGAAGUAUUACCCAUCGGUCUCUGCUUCAACAGACAAGGAGCCUCUGAACGGGAGGAAUCUACACACUGCUGUCCUCAGGAGUGAUGAGCUGGAGCUCCGUCGAGUGCUGGCGUCUCGAAAAGUCACAGUGGACGUUCCUGACAGACUGGACUUUACACCUCUAAUGAUCGCCGUAAUGAGGGGCUUUACUAGUGGAGUUCAGAUUUUAGUGCAUCAUGGCGCAGACGUGAACAAAAAAAACAACAGUGGCAAAGACAGCCUGAUGUUCGCGUGUUUCCACGGGCACCUGGACGUGGUGAAGUUCCUGCGCAGCUGCGGGGCGUCCUGGCGCUCUCGGGACAGGUCGAGCUGCUGUGCUCUGCACUGGGCCACAGUCGGGGGACACCUGCCCGUCCUGCAGUACCUCAUACAGGACGGGUGCGAGGCUGAUGUGCAGGACAGUGCCUUGUGGACGCCCCUCAUGAUCGUGUCGGUCAUGACCGGAGACACGGCUUUAGCUUCACUGCUGAUCAGUGCUGGUGCCGAUGUUAAUGUGCAGGACAGAGACGGCAAAACACCACUCAUGGUGGCUGUGCUGAAUAAUCAUGAGCAUCUAGUGAAAAUGCUUCUGGAGAAAGGAGCCGAUCCGAACAUCCAGAACAAGGUUGGCGUUAGCGCUCUGGAAAUGGCCAAAGCAUUUGAAAGAGAGAACAUCCUCGGUCUGUUGUUGGAAGAGUCAGAGACUAAAUGAGACGACACAUGGGUUUCAUAAACAACUUUA